AUGAAUACAAUUGUUGAUAUACAAGGAUUCCAAUCAGAUGCAAACGAUUUCAUUCCGAAAGAGAUAGCAAUACAAUGCACCAAAGAGGUUCUUGUCAUUUUGAUCAAGCCGCCGUACCCUUACCACGAAUUAUCGGCAGUACAAAAAAAUACCGUCGAUUGGGUAGAAAAGUAUAGACAAAUAUUUUGGGAAGGAGGAUUUGUUCAUUAUCGAAACUUUAGAAAUUGCAUAGAAUUUUUGAGAAAUAAGAACAUUUAUGUAAAAGGCUUUGAUAAGAGUACUUGGUUAAGAGACCUGUUGGAGGACGAGUACGACGACGAUAGUUAUUGCAUCAGGGGUAUCUACAACAAAUUUUAUAAUUUAGAAGAUUUUGGUUGUCCUUCUUUUUCAAAAUUAUAUGAAAUAUAUAAAGAUUGCAAUAUUAAAAAAUGUAUUUACCAUCCAAGGCACUGUGCUUUCACAAAUGUCCAUUAUUUAUCAAAAUGGAAUGCUGAUAACAAAGUUUUUGAUUAA
Molecule: messenger RNA, 513 nt
Organism: Arctia plantaginis
Lineage: Eukaryota; Metazoa; Arthropoda; Insecta; Lepidoptera; Erebidae
Source: the annotation of a GenBank genome assembly